Molecule: messenger RNA, 1374 nt
Organism: Phytomonas sp. Hart1
Lineage: Eukaryota; Euglenozoa; Kinetoplastea; Trypanosomatida; Trypanosomatidae
Source: the annotation of a GenBank genome assembly
AUGCAUGUCUUCUCUGGUUUAUCGUUAUUCUUGGUGGUUUUGACACUCUUCGGUAUAUUCAACAUAGCCAUCGCGGCGGCUGGGGAUAUUUCCGGCAAAAAUAAUCCGAACACAGCGGGAUGGCGCCACGCCAAAUGGGCUCGGAACCUGGCGUCUUUGGUGGAGAUUUGCACACGAUGUGCCGUAAAAGACUGCACUAUUCCCAGACGACAGUUUUCCACAUCAUGUGUAUCACAAGUCGAUGACCUGAAAGGGAAGCUUAGUGGGAUUAAUAAUCCCCUAUGCAUUUCCUUUCAACCCAACACACUGAUUUCGAGGGGUGAUGAUACCUGCAUUGUUGAGGAUCCUGUUAAUCCGGGUGUGGUCUUUCAUUUGCAAGGAGUUUUUCUGCAUGCCGCUCCGGAACGUUUACCACGGCACGGAGAGCUAUGUAUAGGCUUCAUCAGAACCAUCCAGGCUGAGGAGUCGCCGCUAAAGGCACUCGUAGUGUUUGUUCUCUUAAAAGAAUCCUCCAUUCGCGCCGCCUUUUCUAGGGGGUUGAGGAACAUUAUAGUGAAUCUCUCCAAUUUGGAGCCACACCGCACGACAAAUGACUCGUUCGGUCAAUUUUCAAUAGCCUCACUUUUGUCUAUAGCACAAAGCAAUGCCACGUAUCGGGUCUCCGCGACUUUAUCGCCGUGCGAGAAUCUCGUCAAGCUGCAGGCCGCUAGAAAAGAGGCUUUGACAAAGGAUUCAUACCCAUUAUUGAGUGUAAGAGCUUGGAAGAUUUAUCACUUGGUCGAUUUUAACCCUGUUAUGGAUUCAAAUACGCGUGAACAAAAAAGUGUUGAUACGGUCUCACUUUCACGAUACCACAAAAAGGGAACUAAGGGGAACAUAAUGGAGGAAACGAACAGUCGGGGUAGUAUUGGUGCAGACAAAGAAGAUGUCCGUGUGUGUGCUAAUCGAAUCUUAACCAUUUCUCCUACCUCCACCCACCAACGCGGAGGUUCGCGAGGGCGGUUCGCACUUAACAAUUCCCCUGACAAAGCGCCGAUCAGCAGUGCGGUAAGUUCCUCGAAACGAAAAGUCUCUCCUUUUGAAGAAAAUUCUCUUAAAAAUCCGAGUUUGAGGUCCUGGGACAAUAAUCCAUCCUCUACACUAACUGAGUCAUCGACGAGCAAGUUUAGAUCAAUAAUCCCGAGAGUGAUAAAUUACAUGAAGGAACACUAUGCUCGUUUGCUUAUAUGUCUUAUUCUAGCGCUUGUUUUCUUAGCUGCUAUAAUUUUAGCCUACAAGUCGCGAUAUCGAUCUCGAUACAUCGUGAGAAAUAUUCCUAACGAGGAACGGCCUCUUUUCAGCUCUCCCGAUGCAUUUCGAUACGGUAUAUUUUAA